AUGCACACCGCGCUGACGAUCGCGCGACGAUGCGCGCGACGCGCGGUGACGUCCGGACGGCAUCUCGGCCGGCCGUACGCGGCGGUGCCGCAGGGCGCGAGCGGGGUGAACUCGAACGCGGAUGCGUACGCGGCGAUUCGCGCCGUGAACGCGAACGUGACGUGGCCGGAGAUGAUUAAUAAGCCGCUGGAGGAGAUCGAUCCGGAGAUGUGCGAGAUCAUCGAGCACGAAAAGGCUCGACAGUGGAAGGGCCUCGAGCUCAUUCCGAGCGAAAACUUUGUCUCUCGCUCGGUGAUGGACGCCGUGGGUUCCAUCAUGACCAACAAGUACUCCGAGGGUUACCCGGGGGCGAGAUACUACGGUGGUAAUGAAUUCAUCGAUAUGGCGGAAACGUUGUGCCAAGAGCGCGCGCUCAAGGCUUUCGGUUUGGACCCGGCGAAGUGGGGCGUGAACGUGCAGUCGUUGUCCGGUUCCCCGGCCAACUUCCAGGUGUACACGGCGCUCUUGCAGCCGCACGAUAAGAUCAUGGCGCUCGACUUGCCGCAUGGCGGUCACUUGUCCCACGGCUACCAAACGGACACGAAGAAGAUCAGCGCCACGUCCAUCUUCUUCACGUCGGUGCCGUACCGCCUCAACGAGGAAACCGGUUUCAUUGAUUACGAAAUGUGCGAAAAGACGGCGACGCUCGUCCGUCCGAAGUUAAUCGUCGCUGGUGCCUCUGCGUACGCGCAACUUUACGACUACAAGAAGAUGCGUGACAUCUGCGACAAGACGAACUCCAUCUUGCUCGCCGACAUGGCGCACAUCUCCGGCUUGGUCGCCGCGGGCGUCGUUCCGUCUCCGUUCGAGUACGCCGACGUCGUGACCACGACUACGCACAAGUCCCUCCGAGGUCCGCGCGGUGCCAUGAUCUUCUACCGCAAGGGUGAGAAGGGCAAGGACAAGAAGGGUAACGCGAUCAUGUACGACUACGAGGACAAGAUCAACUUUGCCGUCUUCCCGGGUCUCCAAGGCGGUCCACACAACCACACCAUCACCGGUCUCGCGGUUGCCCUCAAGCAAGCGGCGAGCCCGGAGUUCAAGGCUUACCAACUGCAGGUGUUGAGCAACAUGCAAGCCUGCGCGAAGCGCCUCCAAGAGCACGGCGUCAAGCUCGUCUCUGGCGGCACCGUCAACCACUUGGCUUUGCUUGACUUGCGCCCAAUGGGUGUCGACGGCUCCCGUGUUGAACGUGUUUUAGAGCUCGCGCACAUCGCGUGCAACAAGAACACGGUUCCGGGUGACGUCUCUGCCAUGGUUCCGGGCGGCUUGCGCAUUGGUACCCCAGCGUUGACUUCCCGAGGCUUCUUGGAGAAGGAUUUCGAAACCGUCGCCGACUUGAUCGUCCGAGGCAUCCACAUCACCAAAACUAUCAACGACUCCGCCAAGGGCACCAAGCUCAAGGAUUUCCGCGAGGCUUUGGCCUCCAAGGAGUGGCCGGAGCUCACGCAACUUACCAAGGACGUCGAGAACCUCGCCACGCGCUUCCCGACCAUUGGUUUCGAGAAGGCGGAGGGCAAGUACACGCAAGGCUUGUAA
This is a messenger RNA of Ostreococcus tauri, 1578 nucleotides long. Its product is annotated as Serine hydroxymethyltransferase, pyridoxal phosphate binding site. Gene Ontology annotation, biological process: folic acid metabolic process; L-serine catabolic process; tetrahydrofolate interconversion. The transcript has 3 exons. Gene Ontology annotation, cellular component: cytoplasm. Lineage: Eukaryota; Viridiplantae; Chlorophyta; Mamiellophyceae; Mamiellales; Bathycoccaceae. Gene Ontology annotation, molecular function: cobalt ion binding; pyridoxal phosphate binding; zinc ion binding. The record is from RefSeq and is a predicted model, not a curated record. Bases 1 to 1578 code for a protein of 525 amino acids.